Molecule: messenger RNA, 691 nt
Organism: Bombus pascuorum
Lineage: Eukaryota; Metazoa; Arthropoda; Insecta; Hymenoptera; Apidae
Gene: MED21
Product: mediator of RNA polymerase II transcription subunit 21
Exons: 3
Coding region: 44-583 (179 amino acids)
Biological process (GO): regulation of transcription by RNA polymerase II
Cellular component (GO): mediator complex
Molecular function (GO): transcription coregulator activity
Source: RefSeq, a predicted model, not a curated record
UAUUAUAGGAAUAAUAUAAUUUUAAGGGUUAUAUUUUUAAAAUAUGGCGGAUCGUUUAACACAAUUGCAAGAUACUAUAAACCAGCAGGCAGAACAUUUUUGUAACAGCGUAGGUAUUUUACAACAAUAUUCAACACCUAGUAAAUUUCCUGGUUUUGAUCGUGUUGGAACACCUCAACCGCAUCAACCUCAAGAAGAUUAUGCAGCCUUGUUUGCAACACUUAUAGCAAGGUGUGCAAAAGAUAUUGAUACCUUGAUAGAAAGUUUACCGAGUGAAGAGUCAUCACAAGAACUACAAGUCGCAAGUCUUAACCGUCUUGAACAAGAAAACCAAGAAGCUGGUGAACAACUAGAGGAAGUUGUAAAACAAGGAGAAGCACUUUUGCAAAGGAUUCAAGCUGCUCUGCAAGAUAUUGCUCAAAGUCAGUUAGAUAUGCAGGAUCCAGCAUCUACGUCUAUAAUUAAUAUUAAUCUUAACACUAACUCAACUUUUAAACAAGAAAAUGUAAGCUCUGUAAAUACUGUAUCUUCAAAUAGCACACAUCAAUUGUCAGAUCCUUCACCUAAUUCUGUAAAUCAAUGAUACAUUUGUACUAUAAUUUGAUUUUUUGACAAAUUUAUAAAAGAAAUAAAUUUUUCUAAUAGUGUAAACAUUGUCAAAAUAUUAAAAUUAUUAAAUAAAUCUUAAAAA